AUGCUGACCAUGUUCAGCUUCGAGCCACAGACCCCCACAAGAACCCCGAUCACCGCGAGCGACUCCUUCCACACCCCCAAACUCGAGUCGUCCUUUUUCGACCCCCGAGUCACCUGGGAUACUGCCGACCCCUAUGCCUCGAGCCCCGAGUCCCUGCGGACCCCCCAGAAGUUCGGGCUGAGGCGGCAUGACCACCACCACCCGGACACCACCAAACGCAUCCGCGCAGUGAAGCCGCUCCCCAGCGUCACCGAGGACGUGACCCUGGGCUCAGCCAAGUCCGCGGCGUCAAUGCAGACCCCGCCGCCCACCAGUGCCUCGCGGCGGAAGGCCCCCGAGUUCGACCAGCUCGAAGGGCUCGCCAGCAGGGACGCUACGCCGAGGACAACCACCCACCUCGAGACCCCCAGUCGCCUGCUGGGGGCCUCACCCAGCAUGUUCGCCAACCUCCAAUCCUCCCCCGAUCUCUUUCAACUCGCCUCCCUGGACCCUGCGGGCUCGCCCUUCUUCCCGCAACAGCGCCUGUUCUGGGAUCAGGACCUGGAACAGCCCGUCCACGAUGUCUCUCACCUCAGCGCUGGCAUGUCAGCCAAUCCCACCGGCAAUCCCUCCACCAAUUCACAGCACAUUCCCCAACUACCCUCAAUUGAUAGCUCCAUGGAUCUGCCCGAUUUCAGUCACCCGGGCUUUGGGAUUCCCUCGGCUCCUCCUCCUACAGAUGCCGCUCUUUUUCCCGCCCCAUUCUCCACGUCCCCUCGACGUCCCUCCGCAAAGGCCGAGGAUCCAGCCAUGUUCUUGAGCUCGCCCGCUCGCCGAUUCGGUGGCCCUCCAAUGACUCCAGAGAAGAAGUCGUUUGGCCGACAGCCCUACCAUCAUCAAAUGGAGGAGUCGAGGCGGGAAGAGCUUCGCCGUGCACACGCCCCGGACGGGCAGAGUCACGGUUCCUUUGAAGAAGACGAUGAGGAAGAUGACGAUUGCACGCCCCGUGGUGGCCGGCCAGGAUUGACCCGGAGUAUGACCCACGGCGCCAUGCCCAGCACCUCCUCUUCCUUCUCUUCCUAUCGGCCUCUCAGUCAGGGAGGCAUAAUGGCCUCCACGAGCGGUAUCCGCAAGAGCCCUACGAAAGGCCGUGCGUCGCCGGCCAAAGGAAUGCGGCCUGGCACCUUCGGUCGGUCCAACUCCGUUGCAACUGGGUUCCCAACUCGUUCACAGUCGGUCGUCCUCAAAAUCGACCGGGAUGGCCGAGCAAAGGCUGAAAUGCAACCGCUGAGUGAGGCUUCUACCGGACUCACUGAUCCGCUGAGGGGGAUGGACCUGGACGGUUCAGCCACCGAAAGUGAGGCUGAUCCGGCUGAAUACUCGGAAUACCCUGCUCUCCCUCGUCCUCAAUCCUCCUACGCCCACCUGGAUGGUGGUCGGCGGCGGCUCUCCCGCAGCGACUCAGGCUCCCGACCUCUGUCGAAAGGGUCUUAUGCCUCCACCGUGGCUUCGUCUCAAUCCGGCCGCCAAUCUCCCUGGGCGGGUUCUUCUCGUGGUGGAGCGACCCGGUCGACCUAUCGCGGAUCUCCAGAAGCUCUAAAGCGUACACCUAGCCGACACUCGUCGUUACUCCAUUCCGACCCAAAUUACACGCGCGGCAGCAUCGCCUCCGACUUACUCCCCGAGUCUGAUGAGGACCACGGCGAUGCGCAGCAUGCGCUCCGGCAAGUCCUCAAAGAGCGCAGCCGGGGCGGCCGCCCUGCCACCAGCGGCUACGGGGGUCGAAUCAGUCGUUCCUCGCAGUCGUUUGCCCACCUCCACUCGUCGCCUCCGCACCUAGGGAGCGACUUUGAUAUCAAUCCGCGGCAGGCCAAUGUCUCGCCUACGACCCUCACCGAUCCUGAUUUGACCACGCCCAGCACCGAGCGCCAUAGCAAUCCCAGCAACGCCACGCGCUGCAUUUGCAACUCGAUGGACAAUGGCGGCCACCUCAUGAUCCAAUGGUGA
Messenger RNA from Penicillium riverlandense, 1986 nucleotides. RefSeq names its product PHD finger domain protein. The transcript has a single exon. The record is from RefSeq and is a predicted model, not a curated record. Bases 1 to 1986 code for a protein of 661 amino acids. Lineage: Eukaryota; Fungi; Ascomycota; Eurotiomycetes; Eurotiales; Aspergillaceae.